UUUCUGGAACCUCUUAGCUUCAGAAUAUCUUUAUGAGACGAGAAUCUGCGGCUUCGUUAAAUUUGCUGGGGAUUUAUAUGUAGUCGUCUCCCUUCAGCGUGGUCACCAGCAUCUUCCUCGCGAACGACGGAGCAGAAUGGCUGUGGCUGCGCUGCACUGCACUUACCGCAGAGUACCAGCACAGCUGCGAAAAGAAGUAGGACCUCUCCCUCCACGGCGAUUGUGUGCAGCCAGCCUCAGCCAGACUGUCAGUAAGGUAGCUGCAUCGAGGCAGAAGCACACUCUUCCCGACCUGACAUAUGACUAUGGUGCCCUGGAGCCCUACAUAAGUGCAGAGAUCAUGCAGCUGCACCACAGCAAGCACCAUGCAACAUAUGUCAACAACCUCAACGUCACAGAAGAAAAGUAUCAAGAGGCACUUGCAAAGGGUGAUGUGACAACACAGGUUGCCCUCCAGCCUGCUCUCAAGUUUAAUGGCGGAGGCCACAUUAACCACACCAUCUUCUGGACAAAUCUCUCUCCAAAUGGUGGAGGUGAACCACAAGGAGAGCUAAUGGAGGCAAUCAAACGGGACUUUGGCUCCUUUCAGAAGAUGAAAGAGAAGAUGUCUGCUAUUACUGUGGCUGUGCAGGGCUCAGGCUGGGGGUGGCUGGGUUUUGACAAGGAGAGUGGAAGACUUCGCACUGCUGCUUGUGCUAACCAAGAUCCUUUGCAGGGGACAACAGGUCUCAUUCCCCUCCUUGGUAUUGACGUAUGGGAGCAUGCCUAUUACCUUCAAUACAAGAAUGUGCGUCCCGACUAUGUGAAGGCUAUCUGGAGUGUAAUCAACUGGGAGAAUGUAAGCGAGCGUCUUCAGAUGGCCAAAAAGUAGAAGCUAAUGUACAUCAACCACUAGGACCUGGAUUAUAUGGUAGUUGCAAAUAACUGUUCUGCCUGCACUGAAACUGAUUUUUAAGAAUCAGACUUCAAACCUUUAGAACGUAACUGGCAUCAAAAUUGAUUAAACUGUCUCUAAAAUGCUUUUUUUCCUCUUUUUUUUAGUACAGAUUAAUUUUAUGUGGAAAACUGAAGCAAGCAGGCAAGCUCUUUGCAAUUGCUGUUUAUCACUGGUCUGUUCCUAACCACCAGUAAUUUUCAAAACGCACAAUGGACAACUUUAAUGUCAGAGCUGACUUUUUGCCACUCACAUAAAUGAUGGGAGGCACACGGUGUAAGAUAACAAGAGUGCAUAUAAAAUCAGACAAUGUUGCAGUCCUUGUAUUUGAUGUAUUAUAAUAAAAUAAAAGCAUUUCAGUUGUACAA
Archocentrus centrarchus (flier cichlid) is the source of this 1302-nucleotide messenger RNA. RefSeq names its product superoxide dismutase 2, mitochondrial (gene sod2). Lineage: Eukaryota; Metazoa; Chordata; Actinopteri; Cichliformes; Cichlidae. Gene Ontology annotation, molecular function: superoxide dismutase activity; manganese ion binding. The transcript is spliced from 5 exons. Gene Ontology annotation, biological process: superoxide metabolic process. The coding region runs from base 137 to 871 and encodes 244 amino acids. The record is from RefSeq and is a predicted model, not a curated record. Gene Ontology annotation, cellular component: mitochondrion.